AUGUCACUGGAUAUCGCCGUUGCUUCACAAUUAGCACCAUAUGACGAUGAAGAAGAGAUACAAUUGAUGGAUACUGAUGAAACAAAUUUACAAGUAGAAGAACAAUUAAUAAAUACAACUACAAAUGAUGCUCAUCAAGAAACACCAGAAGAAAAUAACGACAAUAAUAAAACAGAAAAAGAAGAAGAGAAAAUACCGUCAUUACUUGUUAUCGAGAAACUCAAAGUAUAUAUUCGAGAUGGACCUAAUAGUCAUCAUGUAGAAACAAUUUCAGUAGAUGACAAAUAUUAUGAAUUACCAACUGCAGAGCAAUUAGAGUCAAUCAAAUUAACAGAAGAGGAAAUAAAAGAUGUUUGGCAAAGUUUAAAUUUAACUAAAGAAGAUUUUCGUGCAGCAUCGUCAUCAACUGGUACAUCACGUCCUGAAUCUCUUUAUGUUCGCGGUGUAAAUAAUAUGAGUACACAAGAAAUUUUGAAUUGUUUUGAAGACUUUCAACCUAUUGGUAUUGAAUGGAUUUGUGAUCAUUCAUGUAAUGUCUUUUGGCAUGAUAGUUUAACUCCAAUUCAUCUUCUUGCAACAAAAUCAACACCCGGCCCAUGUAUAUCUCAUCGACGUCCAGUAAAUUAUGAUCAUGCUAUGCGAUUAUCCAAACGAAAAUCAUCAUCAUUAACGUCUACAAAUAGUAAAAGUGAUUCUACUGAUGUUGCUCUUCCGCCAGGUCAUUGGCGUGAAGGAAACUUUUCAUUAGCUAAUAAACCAGAAUCAUCAAUUAAAUUAUAUCUUCGAUAUACAACACUUAAUGAUCGAAAAACGCGUGGUGCUGAAAAUCAAUCUGAAUAUUAUCGACAAUAUGGUAAUCCAAAUUAUAAUAACAUGACUGGUCUUAUAUCUCGUUCAAAAAAACGUGCAUUAAAUGCAAUGAAAUCAAAUCGUUUUCGAGAUUUUACUGUUGUCAAAUCGAAUGAUCCAACAUCAACAUCGAAUAGUAUUGUGGAAGAAAUAUCAACAACAACAACAACAACAUCGGAGGAUAAUGGAACGGAUACAAACGUUAAAUUUACUGUGGUUCUUCCACCGAAAAAGAGUUCACCAAGUGAAGAAGAAGAUGAUGAUGAUGAUGAGGAAGGAGGACACAAAUCAAAACGACAACGACGACGAUCAUGGAGUAAUAAUAAUGAUGAUGAUGAUCGACAACAUAAAGAAAAACCUCAUUUUACAGUAACUAUUGAUCCAGCAUCUAAACAUACAAAAUAUUCAAGAAAUAAAAUCAAUGAAUCAUCGAAAUCAAAUAAAGAUGAUGAUGAUAAUGAGUUAACAUCUGUUACUGAUGCUCGACAAAUUCUUGAAAGAAAACGACGAAAUCGAAGAUGA
Messenger RNA from Rotaria sp. Silwood1, 1371 nucleotides. Lineage: Eukaryota; Metazoa; Rotifera; Eurotatoria; Philodinida; Philodinidae. The record is from the annotation of a GenBank genome assembly.